AUGACACCUGCUAUUAAGUUAGACGAUGGCUUUGCCUCUCCGUUAGCUAAGAACGGUCGGUUUGUAUUGGCCUGUGGUCUUUUGUGUGUUGGUACGUUUGUCUACACAAUUGGAAUCGUGGUCUAUCGCUUGUGGUUUCAUCCGCUCUCCAAGUACCCCGGACCAUUCCUGAACGCUGUCUCUGAGUUCCCUGCGACGAUAUGGGUCCUUCAAGGACGACUUCCCAUGGAAACGAGAAAGAUACACGCGAAAUACGGCUCGGUCGUCCGGCUCAGUCCUAAUGAGCUGGCUUUCAAUACCGUUACUGCAUGGCAGGAUAUAUAUGGGCACCGAAAUGGCAGACAGGAUCUAAACAAGCACCCUAUUCACGUUGGAGCCGUCGAUCCUAUGCCCGGAGUUUCCACGAUCUCUAUGGCAGAUAACACAAAUCACGCUCGCCAGCGGAAGGCUCUUUCACAUGGGUUUUCCAAGAAAGCAUUAUGGGAACAAGAGGGCAUCAUUCAAGAAUUUGUCGAUAAAAUGAUGUUGAGAUUCCAUGAAUUUGCGCAAAAGGGAGAAGCGUUUGAUAUCGUGAAGUGGUACAAUUUUAUCACAUUUGAUGUUAUUGGCGACUUAUCCUUCGGGGAAUCAUUCGGCUGUCUAGAAAGAGGUGAUUUUCAUUUCUGGAUUACCUUGAUCUUCGACGCGGUAAAGGCUGGAGCUAUCGAACAAGCUACAAGACGUCUCGCUACCGCAGGUACCUCGACCCAAAACUUCCUGAUGAAUUUGAUCCCAGGCGACUUGCGAAAAAGAAGGGCAGAUCAUCUUUCCUACAGUCGUGAGAAAGUGAUGAGGCGACUUCAAGAUUCAAAAAGCGAUCGAAAGGAUUUCAUGUAUUAUAUACUUAAACAAGGAGAGCACUACGAUUUGUCACAAGACGAAGUCAUCGUGAAUGCGGCACUAUUCAUUGUCGCUGGCAGCGAAACUACUGCUAGCACUUUGGCUUCCCUAACAAACAACCUUCUGCGACACCCAGAAGUAUAUUCUAAGCUUAAGGCGGAGAUACGUGAAAAGUUUUCGACUGAGGAGGAGAUCAAACUCGCUGCUGUCAAUGAGCUGCCAUAUCUCAGUGCUUGUAUUGAGGAAGGUCUGCGAAUCUUCCCGCCAGCUCCUAUUGGAUUCCUUCGCAUGAUUCAGGACGGAGGAGACACCAUUGACGGUCAACACAUUCCAGGAGGGACAGCAGUAUCCGUGAGCUCUUGGUGUGCCCAUCACAGCCCAGAUAACUUCAAAGAUCCAGAUGAUUUCAUCCCAGAACGCUGGCUCAAGGGCGCUGGAUAUGAUAAUGACAAUAAACUUGCUCAUCGACCAUUCUCUCUUGGACCCCGAGGAUGCAUUGGCAAAGACUUGUCUUACGUUGAAAUGCGCCUCGUCUUGGCUAAAAUGAUCUGGAACUUUGAUCUCGUUAAUGCUGAUAACGCAGAAGCCUGGAAUCCGGAAGGCGAUAUGAAACAUCUGAAGGCAUUUUCGACUUGGCAGAAGCCUGAGCUUCAGGUCUAUGCUGAGGAGGUCAAAAGGUAA
Glarea lozoyensis ATCC 20868 is the source of this 1560-nucleotide messenger RNA. RefSeq names its product Cytochrome P450. The transcript is spliced from 6 exons. The record is from RefSeq and is a predicted model, not a curated record. Gene Ontology annotation, molecular function: monooxygenase activity; oxidoreductase activity, acting on paired donors, with incorporation or reduction of molecular oxygen; iron ion binding. NCBI's taxonomy places the organism in Eukaryota, Fungi, Ascomycota, Leotiomycetes, Helotiales, Helotiaceae. Bases 1 to 1560 code for a protein of 519 amino acids.